AUGAUCGGUGGGAUUGAUGAAGUCUUCACACUGGAUGACCUUCAUCUCUCCCGCUUCUUGACCAGAAAGAAAGAUCCGCCCAGGGCACGCAGUAAGAUUGCUGCCACGUAUCUGGGCCAAAAACAGAGAGAGAGAGAGAGAGAGAGAGACGGGGGCAAACAAACAAAACAGCUUUAGAAAACAUGGACCCUCUCCACGUGAAUCAAUAUUCUAGCCUUGUCCUAACUGUUGAGCAAUGAGGCCAACUCAGAAAAAGAGAGAGGGAAAGAAAGUGGGUAAGAGAGAGGGAGGGGUGAGGGGUGUCAUCGUUUGGGCAAAAGCUGUGUUAAAUAGUGAAGUAACCUGGCUCUGAGUAUCACACACCAGGCAUUUGGACGGACAUUUGAGGUAAGUGUUGAACAACUGUUUAUUAAGAUGCAUAUUAAAAUAUUAAUUGUUUAUUUUUAAUGUAAGCUGUGGGUGAGUAAACUAUUGAAAUGACAUUAUAGUUAGAUAACAGAGAACAUCGAGGGUGGUAAAAAUGUCAUUUUCUACUUCAUAGCUGUCUGAUAAAUGAUUGGAAAAUGAUCAGUCAAUACUACAACUUUGGACUAUAAAAUACUUUGUUCUUCUCCACAUCAAAACUCACAUCCGUCUGAUGAAGACAGACAACCAAUUAUAUUCAAAAAUAAUAUGAGACAUUUAUGAAAAGUCAAAGAAAAGUGAAGAGGCAUACUAACUGCUUUACAAACUUCUUAGGGCCGGGACCCCUUUUGUGAUUGCAAAUUCAUCAGGGACCCACUCAUAAUCAGAAUACAACUCGAGUGAGACAAAUAAAUUAUAGCAAACAAUAAGUUUUACUACGACUUCGGCAGUGUAUGGUCAGACGAACCAAGUCAUGGCCUUGGGAUGGAACAUUUAAAAGACCUGCUUCUUGGCGUUGGAUAAUGUUUUGGGGAGUUUUCAAGCAAUUCCUGCAAUUCUACACAUUUUGUCAUGGGGCAGAGAUAUUUUGUUAUUGCAGCUAUAAAGCUAAUAUGCAAUUCUACAAAUAUGUCAUGCAAUGAGGCAAAGAGAAAAUUGAGCAGUUUUAAACCUUAAAUUACAUUUAUGUAAAAUAAAAUAUUGGGGUGAAUACAUGAAGUAUUGAGAUGAAAAAUGUAUAAUUGGUUGAGUAUUGUGGAUACCAAUAUCUCUGUAAACCUCCCAGGCCCAUGUUGCCCAGGGUUAAGAACAUAAAUUGUAGAUUAAUAAUAUGACCUUGUUUUCUAUUGUAUUGCACCCUCUAAACCUAUUCCACGGAUCCCUUGGCCAAAAUUAAUUUAAUCUGUUGUUGUUAUUAAUAUUCUUUGUGUACCCCACUUUGAGAACCCCUGACAUAGACAACAUGAUAUUCAGGAAAGCACAUUGCUGUAUUUGUUUUGAAGGACAUAAUGCAGCAGCAAAGAGGGCUUAGCUAGAGAGCUAGAGUUGGCAAAAAGCCAGUUGGAGUGUUUGCCCCUUCGCAUGUUGUGAUUAAUUCCUUCAAUGACAGACCAAGCCAAAGCGAAUCGUUUAACAACCACAUUGGUUUUGACAAAUAACAAAUGUUGAGUAAAAGUUUACGCAAAUGUGCUAUUUAAAAAAACAUUGAUUUUGACUAACUGUGUUCCUCAAUGUCUUCCCCAGAUUCCUGUGUGCGGCUGUAUUGGAGUAGAACUCUCACAGGUAAAAUGAUGCAUCCUAAGAUGAAGUGGCUGUUUCUGAUCCAACUACUGCUGAUUGAACAGGCUCUGUGCAGGACACCAACUCCCCCUGCUCUGAAGAACACUCUCUUAGGGGAGGGGGACACUAUCAAAAAGGGGCAGCAGUUGCUCAUUGGGUCCCAGACCCAGCUUAGUCUUCCAUCAGGUGCAGCGGAGAGUGCGGCCCCUGAAGAGUGGGUGGUGCAGGAUGAGGCCAGGGCCCAGUCUGCCCAGCGUGUCGUCACCACACUGAAGGCUAAGCUGCAGGGCCGAAUCCUCAUCCAGGCCAACACCAGCUGUGAAGAGCUGCUGUCUGCCUCCACCCUGCAGGACCUCUCCUCCACCCUGUUCCCCCGGGAGCUCCUGGGCCUCUCCCUGGUGCCGGUGCUGGUGGUGGCAGGCUGUCCCCGGGAGGCCCAGACCCUGGUGCUCAGGCUGUACAACCUGCUGGGGGUGGAGGACACUGAGGAGCUCCUCAUAGAGGUGGAGAGUCUGAUGGCGAGGGGAGCACCCCACCCCAGAGCCACAACACCCCAUGCCUCACAUGUAGGGAAGAUCCAAGCAGAGCGCCACCUCCGGGCAGUGAUGUUCAACAUCCAGCAGCUGGCCAGGGCAGGGGAGGGCCGUAGGGGGCAUGGGGCCUCUAGAAAGGGGAAGCAAGAGGAGCAGUGUCAGGGCUGGACCAGGGUGAAUGGGACCCUGCUGUUGGGGAAUGUGAUGGAGGGAGCCACAGGGGGGCUGGAGGAGGCGGUAAGGGCCUGUGAGAGCCUGGGGUCCCAGUGUGCGGGUGUGUCCCAUAACAGAGGGCAGUACCAGGCAGUUCUGAAGCCAGGCAGCCGGGUGGUGCCCACUGAGGACUCUGACUCAGAAUGCUGGAUUCGACAGUGCCAGGUGCAGGAGGAGAAGUCACCUGUGGCCUCAGGGCGGCGGGCACGGCGCAGCCCCCAGCGGAACUGCGUCAACAAGAAGGAGGAGCGCGUGUACAACGUGGUGGAGUGGAUCCCUGUUGUCAGCACCCUUUACAACCUGGGCACAGCCGUCUACUACACCUCUGUCAACUGCUCCGAGAUGGCCAAGGAGAGAGCCAUCCUCAGUGCCGUCGACCUGGGCACAGAUGCCCUCAUGGCCGUCACUGGGGGAACGGUGGGCGUGGCGGGCUACGUUGCCGGGGCAGGGGUGAAGACGGGGGUGAAGGCUGGGAUCAAGUACCUGCUGUCCUCCAUGAAGCAACAGGAGGACCUGAUAGUUAAUGAGUACAGUUGGGAGGAGGGAGUCAUUACCAUACAGUAAACAGCCAGUAGCCUGGUAGGUAGCCAGAUAUGAUUUUGCUUCAGCCAAUGGCAGCAUAAAGAGAUGUUGCGACCAGGAAGUGGUCUCAGGGAACUCCUGAGUCAACCCUCUCAUACCACCUUGACCUCUCCUCCACCCCAUCCUCUCAACCCAAACCCCUCCUCUCCUCCUUCAGUACUAUUGAUCAGGUCAGACUCAAUUUCCACCUCUGAUACUUCAAGUGCAGGGACUAUUGUAACGGUACUACCUUUCAGUUGAUGUGUUGUUGUUCUGCCUCCUCUGGAAACAGAUGGUGCAAAAUUCAAGCUGGCUAUUUGUAAAAAUGUAAACUCAUUGAUUUAUAAGCAACUUUUCAUUGCCAUGAAAGUGUGCAACUGCCCUUGAACAAAAAUCAUUGAUUGAUUAAAUGAUAAUUCUAGAUAGUUGUUUUUUUACGACUACCUUUGAGUGUCUUCUUUGACCAAAUCCAGAACAUCAUUAUAUCAGGUAAGAAUUAUUGUACUAAUGAGUCAUGACUGAUUGAAUAUAAACUUUUAGCUUAGUCAUUGCAAAGGAACUCACAACACUUUUCCAGAGCCUUUCAGUGUGUUUACCAUGUUAAUUCCUUAGUCGAGGAACUUGAAGCUCUCGACCCGC
This is a messenger RNA of Coregonus sp. 'balchen', 3629 nucleotides long. Lineage: Eukaryota; Metazoa; Chordata; Actinopteri; Salmoniformes; Salmonidae. The record is from the annotation of a GenBank genome assembly.